Bombina bombina (fire-bellied toad) is the source of this 2986-nucleotide messenger RNA. RefSeq names its product gastrula zinc finger protein XlCGF26.1-like. Gene Ontology annotation, molecular function: DNA-binding transcription factor activity, RNA polymerase II-specific; RNA polymerase II cis-regulatory region sequence-specific DNA binding. The transcript is spliced from 2 exons. Bases 72 to 2033 code for a protein of 653 amino acids. Gene Ontology annotation, biological process: regulation of transcription by RNA polymerase II. The record is from RefSeq and is a predicted model, not a curated record. NCBI's taxonomy places the organism in Eukaryota, Metazoa, Chordata, Amphibia, Anura, Bombinatoridae.
GACACGGCCAGAGUACUGAGAGAUAUCUGGUAUUGAUGUAACUGGAGUGAAUAAGGGAGCCUGUUAUCAGCAUGGACUCAUAUGUGUUAGACAAACAAGUCAAUAGUUCAUAUGUAUCCGUCACUACAGGAAGCAUCAGAAUGAUACCGCAAACUGCAAUAGUCUUAGACACUAAUGACUAUUCACAAACAUUGGGAAAAUCACAGCAGAAAGUUAAAGAAGAUGUUGAAUUGGCAGGAACUGGGCAGCAGUCAUUAUGUACAGAGAGUAAUUUAGUCAUCAAACAAGAGGACAACAUGUAUGCCUUAUCUAGUGAAAUAAAUAUCCCAGAGGAUAAACCACACACAUUUACUGGGUUUUCAAAACAUUUCAAAGAAGGGAAAAGUCUUCAGUCGAUCCAAAUUAUUCAUACAGAUAAGAAACCAUUCAAAUGUACAGAAUGUGAGAAAAUAUUCACAUGUAAUUUGCAUCUUCUUAAACACCACACAGUUCACACAGUUGUGAAACCUCACACGUGCACAGAAUGUGGGAGAUGUUUCACAUCUAAAGGAAGCCUUAGGUAUCACAAAAAGACCCACACAGGGGAGAAACCUUUCACAUGUAAUGAGUGUGGGAGAUGUUUUAUAUCCAAGAAAAAUCUCAUAUCUCAUGAAAAGACCCACACAGGGGAGAAACCUUUCAGAUGUAAUGAGUGUGGAAAAUGUUUUACACAAAUGAGUAGUCUGAAAAAUCAUGAAAGGAUUCACACAGGAGAAAAGCCUUUCACAUGUACAGAGUGUGGCAAAUGUUUUACACAAAUAACUAGUCUGAAAAAUCAUGAAAGGAUUCACACAGGAGAAAAGCUUUUCACAUGUACAGAGUGUGGAAAAGGUUUUACACGAAUGGAUCAUCUGAAAACUCAUGAAAUGAUUCACACAGGGAAAAAGCCUUUCACAUGUACAGAGUGUGGAAAAUGUUUUACAGAAAAGAGUCAUCUGAAAACUCAUGAAAGGAUUCACACAGGAGAAAAACCUUUCACAUGUACUGAGUGUGGAAAAAGUUUUACAAAAAAGAGUAGCCUGAAACAUCAUGAAAGGAUUCACACAGGAGAAAAUCCUUUCACAUGCAGAGAGUGUGGAAAAGGUUUUACACGAAUUGAUCAUCUGAAAAAUCAUGAAAGGAUUCACACAGGGGAAACCCCUUUCACAUGUACAGAGUGUGGAAACAGUUUUACAGAAAAAAGUAAUCUGAAAACUCAUGAAAGGAUUCACACAGGAGAAAAGCCUUUCACAUGUACAGAGUGUGGAAAAAGUUUUACACAAAUAAGUAGUCUGAAAUAUCAUGAAAGGAGUCACACAGGAGAAAAACCUUUCACAUGUACAGAGUGUGGAAACAGUUUUACAGAAAAGAGUCAUCUGAAAACUCAUGAAAGGAUUCACACAGGAGAAAAGCCUUUCACAUGUACAGAGUGUGGAAAAAGUUUUACACAAAUAAGUAGUCUGAAAUAUCAUGAAAGGAGUCACACAGGAGAAAAACCUUUCACUUGUACUGAGUGUGGAAAAAGUUUUACAAUCAAGAGGGAUCUAAAAAAUCAUGAAACGAUUCACACAGGAGAAAAACCUUUCGCAUGUACAGAGUGUGGAAAAUGUUUUACACGAAUGGAUUGUCUGAAAACUCAUGAAAGGAUUCACACAGGAGAAAAACCUUUCACGUGUACAGAGUGUGGAAAAGGAUUUACAGAAAAGAGUAGUCUGAAACAUCAUGAAAGGAUUCACACAGGAGAAACCCCUUUCACAUGUACAGUGUGUGGAAACAGUUUUACUGAAAAGAGUAGUCUGAAACAUCAUGAAAGGAUUCACACAGGAGAAAAGCCUUUCACAUGUACAGAGUGUGAAAAAAGUUUUACACAAAUGAGUACUCUGAAAUAUCAUGAAAGGAUUCACACAGGAGAAAAACCUUUCACAUGUACAGAGUGUGGAAAAUGUUUUACACGAAUUGAUCAUCUGAAAACUCAUGAAAGGAUUCACAAGGGAAGAAACCUUUCUCAUGUUUAGAAAGUAUAAAAAGGUUUUUAUUGAAAUCCGGUAUCACAAAACACCAAAUAUUUACUUACAAAAUAAACUUUAUAAGCACAAUGUGUAAACCUUUUAAAAAUGAUCCUAUUUUAAUUAAUACUUACUAAAUCCGAGAUAUAAAAGCCCCAGAUUGGAAGUGCUCUCCUGCUGUCCUUUGUUCCUCUAUAUCUGUGCGCCUCAGUUUCUCUCAUAUCAAUGAAUCCAAACACCACACAUGAAUAUACAAAUCUGUCCUCAUACUGACCAGCUUACACAAACAUUCACCAGCAAAGCACCCCCAGUGUUGUUUAUUAAUAUGCCAGUGUUAGGAGUUGUACGUUUAAUUUACUUAGGGGAGAAAAUAAUUACAUUUACAGAAUAAAGGAGUCUUUAUAUAAAUAGAGUGUUAGAAAAUUAUAUAAACAAGAAUAUCGGUCUCAAAUGAUUGACAUCUGGGGGAUAUAUUUAAUGUGCACAUCAUGUGUAUAAACCUUUUCGUAUAGCAAUAGAUGCUUUGCAUUGUACAUGUUAUAUACCAGAGGAAUUACUGAGGGGAAACUGACUUUAUUUAUGUUGAAAUUUCUUUUUAUUUUUGUUCCAUAAAACAAACAUAGGUAACACAUAUAAUAAUCCCUGUAGUUCCCAGUACAUCAUAUAUAAUUUAUAUUUUGAUAACAUUUACAGUCAUUACAAUGUUUUUAAAGCAUAAACAUUUUGAGUUCAUUUCUUGGACCUUUGUAUGUUGGCUUCAACGUAUUGCAGUAUAUUUGUAGUAGAGUCCUUCAGCUAUUUUUGAAAACCUAUUCAUAUACAUAUUGCAACCAUUUAACCUUGAACUCUUGUAUUAAGCAUUUGGGAUUAUCUCCUUCUUGUAUGAUCGUAGUGUUGCUAUAGGAACAUUUUCAUUUUUUCAUCUAGAAAUAUAUAUCAAACAAAUAAACUUACUAACUUUU